Messenger RNA from Laccaria bicolor S238N-H82, 1506 nucleotides. RefSeq lists its product as uncharacterized. The transcript is spliced from 4 exons. Bases 1 to 1506 code for a protein of 501 amino acids. The record is from RefSeq and is a predicted model, not a curated record. NCBI's taxonomy places the organism in Eukaryota, Fungi, Basidiomycota, Agaricomycetes, Agaricales, Hydnangiaceae.
AUGUGUCUGGUUUUUAUCAUAAGAGUGUAUACCACUAGUGUGACAGAAUAUCCUUAUCGCGAGAGUUCUGGCGAAGCUUGCUUCGUUUGUGAGAGUGACCACAAUUUGGGGGACAUCGGAUCAUUGACGACCUCGGACUGUCCACGGUGCUCGCCGACCAUCACCCUUGACCUCUCUCAAGGUCAACGUGUUCUUGAGCACAUUGGGGCACACAUCCUAUAUGAUCCCGCGGUUAUUCAAUCAAUCGAGCCACUUUGCGGCCUAUGCCUCCGCCCAUUGCAACUUUGCCAGUUCUAUCUGGCGAAAGGAAAGGGCGCGAACGGAAAUUUGAGAAUUAAUCAAAAGACAUCGAAAGGGUGUCUCGUGAAGAUGAAGUACUCUUAUGGAAUAGCAGCAGAGUCCACUGCCUCCUCGCCUUGCUCCAACGUGCCCAUUCACUGCCCGAUUUGCCCCAACGCUGACCCUGCCAUCUGGAAGUAUUUUAUGAAGCUCCAUUUCAAAGAAAGGCACAAGACCUUGGAUCUUACGAAGUACAAGUACUUAUGGAAGCUCUCCAAAUUCGAAAGAUCUGAGAUGAAGAAAAUCUGGGUCAAACGAGGGAAGGUGACAACGAAACACACCAAAAAGUCGAAGAUACCCUCGCUGAUCGUUUCAGAGAGCCACCAUGCAAGGAUUCCUGGAAUGUCAGUUGCAUCUUCGUCCUUUUUGAUCCUUUUUGCCGUAUUGAAAGGAAAUGAUAGAGAAACACAUCGUCUGGAGAUGGAUGAGAUCCCUGAGCAUGAGGACUUUGGGGGGAUGGACAUCGAUGAGGCAGACAGAGGAGAUUUUGACGAAGGGGAGGAUGCUGAGGACUUAGACUCAGAGUGUGGCGAUUUUUUGGGGGGAAUGACGGACAGCAUGGUGGGAGCGGAAAGUGACGGUGUUGGAGAAGACUGGAUGCAAGAUGGUGAUUUCGCUCCUGCACGAAAUUCCACGGACUUUGAGGGGGGAGUGACGGACGGCAUGGUGGGAGCGGAAAGUGAUGGGCUUAGGGAAGACUGGAUGCAGGAUAAUUUCGCUCCUGUGCGAAAUUCCACAGACUUUGAGGGGGGAGAAUUUGAAGCGUCAAUCAAUGACAGCUCUCAGAACAAUCUAAACCCUGAAAGUGGCAGUGAGAACAGUGGCGAAAAGGAAAGUGGCACGAAAGCAACAUCACAUACUGAUGAGAUGUUUCCCACUGAGGUUGCCGAGCCACCAGAAGUUGAAGAUCCUGAGGAGGAGUCAGGGCGGUCAAAGCGCAAAGGUGUCCCUCGAAAAGGAGAAGACCGUGACGCACUGGACAGUUGCCUUUGCGGAAUAGUCCUCAACGGCUCAGAGGACGAGGUCCUCAAAUGCAAACAAGCUGGUUGCGAGACCCAGUGGUUCCAUCUAAAAUGUGUUGAAAUUGUGCAAGCACCCCGGAAUUGGGUCUGCGUGGCUUGUGCGGCUUCUGGGAGAGGGCGCGGGGGGAAGCGCUCAUGCAGAUGA